CAGUCUCACACAGACAAACAGACCAUUCUGACUUCAGUCCUUCAUUUUCUCUGUGAUCGAUUUUUACCAUUUAAAGUUUAAAUUUUUGAUGAGCUUUCAUAAAAAGUCAUACUUUCUGUUGAGAAGCUGAAGACAACACUGGCCAUGUUGUCGGCAGGAGCUGAAUGUGUGUUCAUGGGUUUGUUCCUGUACAUCUCAGACCUGCAGGUGAAGGUGUUUCCUGCCACAGGAGAAAAGACAGUGUCCCUGAUGUGCAGCAGCAGUUGUCCUCUGACUGAAAGCCCUGUGGUCUAUAUCUGGUACAAGAACACAGAGUUUCUCUAUCAGGACUCGUCUCCUUGGUACCAGGAGCUAAUCAGCAGCGAGGAAUCAGUCACAUACUCCUGUGCUGUCAGAGGCUACGAGCAUCUCAGAGCCCCUGAAGUCUCACUGGCUUCUCUCACAUCAGCCUGCUUCACUGUGACCUAUGCUAAAGGCAGAAUGUGCUCAAAUCAGCAGAGACCAGAAGAUGAGCCGUGCUCCAUCACAUAUCCCAGAGAAGUACAUGUUCAAAAGACUGAAGUCUGGGGGUAUUUCAAACUGGCCUGUAACACCAGCUGUCCACAGACUGAAGCUCAAACCAUCACAUGGUACAAAAACAGACGAUUGGAGCCGGCACCACAACGAGUUCACAUCUCCUCUCCUGACUCUUACUCCUGUGCUGUAAAGCACCUGCUCUCAGAUGAAGUUUGUAUUCAGGAUAAAUACUGCUUCACAGUGAAUUAUGUCAACAGGAGGAUCUGUGCUCUGCAAGGUUCCUCAGUGAACAUCUCCAGUGAAUACUCGCAUCCUUACAACCAGCAGUCGAAGUCUAAAUCGUGGUAUAAGAAUAGGAGAAGUGAUAUGGCGGCUGGUGAAGAGCUGAUAAAGAAUACAGAUCGUAUUAAGUUUCAUGGACUGAUGAACCGCCACAUCCUGACUAUCAAUAAACUGAUGAAGAGUGACUCAGCAGAAUACAUAUUCAGAAUAGGAAGUGAUGCAGGGAAAUGGUCGGCUCUUCCUGGGGUGACUUUGGUCGUCACAGGGCUGGAAGUGAUGUUUAGUCCUUCUGAGGAGGUGACCGAGGGGCAGAGAGUCACGCUGACCUGCAGAACCAGUUGUCCUCUGACGGACAACAUGAACUACAUUUGGUACCUGAACAAUCAACCUCUGAAUCUGACAAAAACACAAAGCAAGUACCUGGUUCUAGACCCCGUCAGCAGUGAACAUGCAGGAAACUACUCCUGCAAGGUUAAAAUGCUCCAAAAGAGCUCUCUUCAAAAGAUGCUCACUGUCCACAGAAGAAGAAAAUGGACUCAAGCAGCCAUAAUAAUCGUUGCUCUUCUCCUGGUUGUAAUACCCACCUCCGUCUUCUUGUGGAUUAGAAGAAAGAUGACUUCCAUCCAGUCUCCUAGAACUGAAACCUCUGUCAACUUGGAGGAGAUAAGCCCAGGUCAAGUGUACGAUGACAUCUCGGCUCAACCAACAGAGGAGGAUGAUAUUCUCUAAAGCAGCGUCCAACUCCCCAACAACAGAGAUGCUCUCUACUCACAAAUCCAGCCACAUCAGCCCCAAGAAGAAGAGCAAAGCCCCUAUGCUGUUGUCAGCUUCACACCCAAAACAACACCCGAGUAAACAUCUGUUAUUACAAGUGAUUCAGACUUUGUGACUACUCAAAAUUAAAAGCUACCUAAGACCAUA
Hippoglossus stenolepis (Pacific halibut) is the source of this 1719-nucleotide messenger RNA. RefSeq lists its product as uncharacterized. Lineage: Eukaryota; Metazoa; Chordata; Actinopteri; Pleuronectiformes; Pleuronectidae. Bases 145 to 1527 code for a protein of 460 amino acids. The transcript is spliced from 8 exons. The record is from RefSeq and is a predicted model, not a curated record.